This is a messenger RNA of Pungitius pungitius (ninespine stickleback), 4235 nucleotides long. RefSeq lists its product as uncharacterized. Gene Ontology annotation, cellular component: cytoplasm; nucleus. Gene Ontology annotation, biological process: negative regulation of proteasomal ubiquitin-dependent protein catabolic process; negative regulation of protein ubiquitination; negative regulation of protein K48-linked deubiquitination. The record is from RefSeq and is a predicted model, not a curated record. Gene Ontology annotation, molecular function: K48-linked polyubiquitin modification-dependent protein binding. Lineage: Eukaryota; Metazoa; Chordata; Actinopteri; Perciformes; Gasterosteidae. The transcript is spliced from 17 exons. Bases 232 to 2988 code for a protein of 918 amino acids.
GGAUUCGAGUGCCGCUGACUCAGAGGGGGGGAAAAAAUCCCCUUCUCUCCGCGGUGUUGAUAGGCUGAUUUCUUGUUGACAUUCUGUCACUCCGCACGUCAAACGGCUCGAUCGGCUUUGCUAGCGCAGCAAAAGCGUCGCUGCGGAACCCAACCAGGAAGUCAACAAAAGUUCCAAUUUUAACAACAGCGUUGACCCUGAUAUCCACCCGCAGACGGUCGAAACAACGUGAUGACUUCCGCCGCCCCUCCGACGAUUGGGGAGUUAUUCCUCAUCCUCGGUGAGAUGGGCUUCUCGGAGGAGCAGAUCCAGGCGGCUGUGCUGGCGGGGCAUUUCUCUGUGUCGGACGCUGCGGAUUGGCUCUUGCAGGGUCAGUAUCCACGGCACAAGUUGGUCAAACGGUCCACGCAGCCGGCUGAGACCGCAAUUUCUGCUUUCAACCUACCCAAGGAGGCGGCGAGCACUUCAGAGACGCAUCCAUCUCCUUCUGACAGCAGAGCGUCCCCUUCGUUGUUGCUGAGACCAUCCCAGUCAGGCAACCUGUCCCCGGACCCACUGCCGGUUGAGUCCCGCAUCAAACCGGACAAGAGUGACUUCGAAGAGCAGCAGAGGCACCGCGUUGCACAGGAGGCUCGAGCAGAGCGACGUCAAAAGAAACAGGAACGCGAGUCUGUGCUGAAGCGGAUAGCCGAGGAUCGCAGGAGUUUGCACCAGAAGAAGCAGACCAGCGCUGCCACAGAGACGUCUGCCCCCAGUGGGGCAGAAGGGCAGAAGCUUGGAGGACCGAUUCAGACCAACGUGGACAACAACUGCGUCCUCAUGAUUCGUCUCCCGUCCGGCGAGUCCAUGCGCGAGCGCUUCCCGGCCGACGCCCCCCUGCGCAGCGUGGUGGAGCACAUCGCCGGGCGCCACCCGUCCCUGCCCUCCUUCUCCCUCCUGCAGGGUUUCCCGCGGAAGCGCUUUGGGGAGGCGGAGCUGGCUUGUUCGCUGCACUCCCUCGGCCUCACUCCCAACGCCGCGCUGUGUAUUCAGACCACGCCUCCCGAGACGCCGCAGGAUCCAGCGAUUCCCGCGGCGCCGCCGUCAGCGGAACACAGUGAGCCCUCCCCUUGCGAUGUGUGUCCUCAGCCGCAUGUCCCGGUCCAGGAGGGGACGGGAGGGGGGGGACUUGUUCUCCCUCCUCCGCUACCCAACCAGGUGUGGGAGGAGGCGGUGAAUUACGCCGGGAUUCCCGGAGUCGGUCCUUCUCUGACUGGGCCCUCUCACUUUUGGGGCCGAGGCAACAGGAUGGUUCCUGGUGAGGAAGCUGCGGGCAUAGAAGUCGAUGAGGAGCAAGGAGAAGAGGAAGACCCACAAGAGGCAGAUCCACCUUACAUGCUGAACGGAAUGCCGCGGCUGCCUUUCUUUCCGGAGAAUAGGAUUCGCGUAGAAUUUGACGCCAGGCACCACUGGCCCGAGCAAGGCAACCGACUCAGGGAGGCCGCAGAGGAGCUCGCAGCGGAGCCCGAGGACGCCGAAGGCCCGGAGGCUCCUGGAGCGGCGGGUCUGGCUGCCGUGGAGCGUCUUCAAAGAGCUGCCUCCCAGGGACAACCCUCGCCCCCUAAAAAACCCUUCAGGGCGCCCAGCGUGCCGUCCCUGUGCGCCUUGGCGACCCGCGCCACUGUCCACCUCAUGACGGCUCCCAGCAUGCAGUACAGCAGCAGCCUGGCGUGCCUCACCCCGGAGCUGGCGGAGCUUCUGCUCAACCACAUGUCCCGGGAGAGGCUCAUGCGUCCACGCACCCUGGAGCUCUUCUUCGGGUGCCCUCUGCAGAAGUUUGUCCUCAACUGCUACCCUUACUCCACCAACGAGCUCCUGCGGCAGCUGAGGGCCUUCACGGCCCUGAAGCACCUGAGCCUGGUCAGCUCGCCGCUCAUCACUGACUCCGGGCUGUCGAUCGUCUCCAGCCUGGUCAAACUCCAGCACCUCAACCUGGCCUCCUGUAGCAAGCUGACCGACUCCUGUCUGCAGCACAUGACGGGUUUAAAGAGCCUGUGUUUCCUCUCCCUGGACCAGACCAAAGUGACGGAUGCCGGGAUGGUGUUAUACCUCCGGUCUGCUCCGUCCUGUCUCUCUCAGCUCAGCCUCAACCAAACGGCCGUGACCGAAGCCACGCUGGCGGCGCUGCCCGCCUGCGUGCCGCAGCUGAGGCUCCUCAGCAUCAAGCAGACGAAGGUCGCCGACGUGGCGGCGCUGGCAGAGCUGUCCAGCCUGCAGACGCUCAACCUGGACGGGACCGGCGUGACGGAAAGCUCGCUGGAGCACCUGGCCACCCACCCGGCCCUGUCGUCCCUCAGCGUGGCGGGAAUCCCCGUAGCGGACGGUGAUCGCGCCCUGCAGAUCAUCUCGGGCCUAAAGUUGACUCAGCUGACCCUCCCGGGACGCCACUCGGUGACAGACGGCGGGUUGCUGUUCCUCUCCAGGCUCUCUGUGCUCUUGGAGCUGGACCUGACGGACUACACGCAGGUCACGGACCAGGGAGUCCGCCAUCUCUCCGCCAUGAGCAGGCUGAGGAAGCUGUCGCUCAGCAACACACAGGUGACGGACGCGGGGCUCCCCGCGCUGCGCGGCCUGCAGGAGCUGCAGGAGCUCUGCCUGGACCGAACGGCGGUGACCAGCCGAGGAGUGGCCGAGCUCGUCACCUGUCUGCCGCACCUCCAGGUAUUGGGGUUAGCCAGCACUCGGGUGGGGGACACAGUAGUGAGGAGAGCUCUGAUCCGCUGCAAUCAACUGGUGAAGCUUAAUCUCAGCCGCACGCGGAUCACAGACCACGGUCUGAAAUUCUUGAAAAACAUCCAUCUGGCUCAGGUGAACCUGGACGGCACCGGCGUGAGUCUGAUGGGUAUCGCGAGCCUCCUCACCUUCACCAACAUCAGCAGCAUCCGGGCCAGCAACACUCGCAGCAUUCCCCCGGACGAGGCCUCCGACGAGGAGUGGGAAGCCCAGUGAGCAUCGGCAGCGCACCCGAGCACCCUCUCCUCCACCCACCCCCACCCCUGCCUCCCUCCCAGCAAAACUGAAACACUCAUAUUUGCACUGUGUAUACCGCAGCCAGCCGCUCACCUGUCCCUUCCACAGCGCUACCAAGCAGAGUCUGGUGUUUUAAAAAACGUCGACUUCUAAAGAACCUGCAGCCUCGCAGGUCGGAUCUGUGCGGUUCCCCUCUUCGGAGCUUUUUCAGCCGACUGGCAAACGGCAUAUUAAAUGUAGGAAAUGUAACAUAACACAGCAUGUAAGACUACCAGCCUGAUAUGUUUAAAUUAAAACCUCAGUAAUAAAUUUCCAAUUCAACUAAAUCUUUUUUUGGAGGGUGUGAGGGGAGGCGACGUGUCUAGGUGUUGAAACUUUAGCUGUAACUGCGUUGUUAAAUGUAUUAAAAAUGGGAUGUUUAAUAGAAUUAGGUCUAUUUAUUGUUGUAAAUAAUUGUACAAUAUGUCAAGCAAACAGUUCAGACUUCAAAGAUGAUCAAAUAGUAUUUUCGAUAGUUGUUGCCAGAGUGACUUUGCUCAGUUUCUCCUUAUUUUAUUAAUACAUUUUACCAACCAACCUGCUUAAUUUUUUUGUUUCUGGUUUAAGCAAGACAUUUUUGGGAAGGUGGUUCAUGAAAUCUAGUUUCCUGUUACAUGAGAAGUUGAUCUGAUAGUGCCACGUUUGGAGAAGUUUCUUAUUCUGUGGCAACAUGACAAUGAGAUGAAAAGGGUUUUGUUAAACUGAACAGAUGCAUCCUGUUAGCAGCUUAAGCACUCGCUUCGCUACCUUUCCGGUCUGAUAUAACACUGCUUUACUGUACCAGCUCAUAAUGGAGAGCUCAGAGCUUGUGAUGUCACUUGUAUGCAUGUUAAGUGCAAAUGGAAAGUGAGCUAAACACUAAAGUGCAUUGGAUUCGGUUGAUAUUUCAUGAACUGCUGUUGUAUGUAGAGUAGUUAUGCCACAUUAAACAGAUCCAUUCCCGUGGUCCUGGAGCGUAAGCAGCAGCGGCGGAGUACUUUGGUGGAGGUGAUGGAGGAGCUAUGCAGCCUUGGGGCUCACAAGCCAGAAUCCAAAGCAAUUUCUUUUACCCACUUCAUGUUUGGUCCUCUUGUUUACAGAGAUGUAAAAUAGUUUAUUUUCCCUAAAGGCUUUUGAUUUUUGGAUACGAGCACUGUAUUCAUCAAGUGUAAAAUAAAAUAAUAAAUUCUUCAGAAUUUCAAACUGUU